GUUUUACUUAAAAAAGAAGACAAGGUUUCACAUAUCGCCAACAGGGGUAUGUUUGAAUAUUAUGAUCCACCAAAAAGAACUGAGCUUUUUUUUGAUGUUUCAACAGAAAGAUGGGUUAUAGCCUCUCUAACAAGGAAAUUUUUUUUAUACAGGACAAAAUACAAAGAUUUUGCUUUACGUCCUGAAUUUAUCACAUCAAGCUGGAAUGUAUUAUUUCCUACAUUCUUCUGUGUUUCACAAAUAACCAAAUGUUCACGUUGCAAACAUGGUGAGUGCCAAAGAGUUAGUAUAGAAUAUAAAUCGAAAUUCAAAAUGAAGCAUCAUGCAUAUUAUACAUGUUCCUGUUACUUUGGUUAUAAAGGAAAAUAUUGUGAUGAAAAAUCUCCUAGUUGUGCAAUUCCAGAGGGACACGAAAGUCUGAUUGUAAAUUCGGAUCGGUAUAGUGUGGCAUCAUACUUCUGUGGCAAUCUUAAUGAAGACACCGAACCAAUUGUUUUUCCCAAUGAUUUGUGAUGCAAAUUCCCAAUGGAAAAUCAAUGGAACUUGUAAAUAUUUGUUUUCAAAAAGAAAAGCGUUUUAUGUUAUUGUGUCAAUUGGAUCAAUUUUACUGUUAGUGCUUUGUCUUCUUGGCCUGGGUUUGUAUUUAAAUGUAUCAAGAAUUGACAGUAAAUGGAUUCUCGUGUAUUCUACAACUUGGAGUUUAUAUGGCUUCACAUGGGUAUGUAUGAAGCUAUGGACACAUACAUCCUCUUUUGAACACACACGUGCUGUGGUGCUGGACUGGGUUAUUUCAUCAUCUUCCUGUCUGUGUUUAUAAAUACACGUAUUUGCGAGUAUCCGAGAAGUCUUGUGAAGCCGAUGCUACUAGGAGGACUUGGAAUAGUAGGGGCGAUGGUAUUACAUCGAGUCUAUUUAGCCAGUAACAACGGAAAUAUUUCAACACUACUGUUUCUCGUUAUACUUUACUGUAUACUGUUAAUAGAUCAGUACAUCAACAUAAGAAAGACGCGAAAAUACUUGGAUACACUUUCUGAAGGUGUUGUCAGAUUUUGUGUAGAUAUGGCGAGAGUCAAGCCACAGCUGAAAAUAAAAAUAUCUGCUUCUCAUGAACCAAAUAAUGAGGAAGGUUUGCACGAAACAUUCUCUGAGGUAAUAGACGUUCCGAUUGCAUCGUGGAAACAUAAAGAUAAAGUGUAUGAUUUUCAAGAGCCUGCUGUCUGGAAGGUGAGCGAGAAUAUUGUUUGGAGUGAAAACGAUAGCGAAGAACGAUUUCAUGAAUAUUUAUUCCACUUGGAGAGUAUUUAUCAUCGUCAUGAAGAACAAUCUACAUGCAAGUUCGAACUAUAUACACCUGGUUUCAAGGAUUGCACUUUUUACUGUGGAUACAAAUCAGUUUUGUCCUUAUCUUAUUGGAGUUUUAGUAUUUGUCCUGAUCUCCUUUUUACACUGGCCGUUGCGAUAUAAAUACAUAAUUUGUGGACUGCGAGAAAAGAAGUUUGUUAUAGAAAAAGAGAUUUCGUAUAGAUCAAUCAGUACUGCUAUUGGCAGCCCACCACCUAACUAUGAAGAAGCUGUCCACACAUCUAUCACUCCUCCACCAUGUUAUGAAGACGCCACUGAUUCUGAUCGUUUAUUGGAAGGUGGUUUCCGCCCUUCUUAUGAAGAAAUUAUGUUGCAAACACGAAGCUAAUUAAACAAAAAGAAUUUUUGUAAAUAUGAUUAUCUAUUCUCUUCGCAUACUUUCUUCGAAAUUUAUUUUUUUAACAUGUAUAACAUUUAGUCAGUUUUUUAAAAUAUCAUUAGGAAUAUUUGUAGAUUUUUUUAGUACCAUUUUGUCA
Molecule: messenger RNA, 1838 nt
Organism: Hydractinia symbiolongicarpus
Lineage: Eukaryota; Metazoa; Cnidaria; Hydrozoa; Anthoathecata; Hydractiniidae
Exons: 3
Coding region: 859-1464 (201 amino acids)
Source: RefSeq, a predicted model, not a curated record